Molecule: messenger RNA, 942 nt
Organism: Anastrepha ludens (Mexican fruit fly)
Lineage: Eukaryota; Metazoa; Arthropoda; Insecta; Diptera; Tephritidae
Product: farnesol dehydrogenase
Exons: 3
Coding region: 53-808 (251 amino acids)
Molecular function (GO): oxidoreductase activity
Source: RefSeq, a predicted model, not a curated record
GAAUUCUUCAUUCAGUUGCUAGCGAGCUGUCUUUCAAACUGCUCUCAGCCCUAUGGAACGUUGGCAAGGCAAAUUGGCCGUGGUCACUGGCGCUAGCGGUGGCAUUGGUGCGGCCUGUGCGCGUGCAUUGGUCACAGCAGGUCUUCGAGUGGUUGGUCUUGCACGACGUGAGGCUAAGCUGCAGGACCUAAAGAAAAGCUUACCUCCAGCCUUACAACCUCAAUUUAUUCCACGUCGCUGUGAUGUCUCUAAAGAAGAUGAAGUUAUAGCGGCCAUCGAUUGGACUGAGCGAAUGUUGGGUGGCGCGGAUGUACUGCUCAACAAUGCUGGCAUCACACGUGAAACGGAACUGGUAGCGGGCAAUAACACGGAGAAGAUACGCCAGGUAAUAGAUACCAAUGUCAUGGCCGUUUUAUGGUGCACACGUGAAGUGUUCCGAAGCAUGCUAAAGCGUGGAAACGAGGGCCAUAUUUUGGUCAUUAAUAGCAUAGCGGGACAGCAAGUGUUGAAUUUUAUCGAUGUACUACCGAGCUUUAAUAUAUACCCGGCGACUAAGUUUGCCAUAACAGCAAUGACGGAAACGUAUAGGCAAGAAUUCCAGUUGCACAGGAGUAAGGUUCGCGUGACGGGUAUUUGCCCAGGUGCCGUGAACACAAACAUAUUUCCUGACGAGAUACAAUUCUAUGUGAAACAUAUGGCGCGUUUGGAGCCGGAAAAUAUAGCCGAUGCGGUUUUGUAUGCACUGCGUACUCCCCCUCAUGUACAGAUACAUGAGAUCACUUUGAAACCAAUGGGCGAAAUAUUUUGAAUUAGUGUUACAUAUACUUGUACAUUGGUACAUUUACUUAUUCAGAAUACAGGUAAUAAUGAAAUAUAUAAAUACCAACAAAUGUUACCCCAAGUUUCGUUAAUAAAGAAGGAAUUGUGAAAUGACUAGCUGAA